UACAGAAGGUGGAAAUCAGAGGUUGAAGUUAAAUGCUUGGUAGGUGCACAGACCACCCGGACACCAACUGCUGCGGGCCGAAGCUUGGGUGGGUCUGGAUCUCCAGAGCCCCUGUUCUUCCCCCGAAGAGCCCCACUUCCCCAAUCCAAUGGCCUGCUGGGCUGCUGCUCAAUGCGCGCGCCGCAACUCUCACUCUCAAUGGAACUUCGGCUCCAACAACAGAACCCAUUCACACACAAAGAACCAAUGGCCCAGUACAGGUGACUACUCUCUGCGACCUGCUACAGCAUACGAUAGCCACGAUACAUGCCAUAGUUAGACACCAUCUCUAUGUCACCCCGGCCACCAGCCAAAUGGAAGGCCCCGCGACAGCAGGCUCGAGCUUGACAGGCUUGCCUGCAGCCGUGGCCCGAUGGGAACAGCUCAUCACCCGCGCCAGACUCCAACGUCUCGAUCCCGACCAGUUCGGCAUCUUCUCCAAGAUCCUCCUCGUCAAGCACCCCCUACCGCCCGGCCUCAUCGCCGAGCUCCUCCUCCGGCCCACCGCCGACAACAAUGUCGCCCUCGACCCGCGAGCGCCUCUCUACCUCACGCACCUUAUCAAGCAGAGGCGCGUUGACACCGCUUCCGUCCUCAAAGCCCUCUACAACUACUCAACCAUACACACCAAGAUACACCCACAACCAGAAGACCAACCGUCCAAGGAACGAGAUGCGAGCGCGCCGAGGCGAAAGAAGCUGCAACGAUGGACAUCGUCGUACUCUUCCGAGGCCAUUCUCUUUUGGCGCCUGGCGCAAACAGUCAACCAAGGAAUUGGGAUCAAGAGCGGCAGGGAUGUCGUCGAGACAUCCAGGAUGCUGGUGAGGUGGAUGGCCUUGUUUACCGAGGCUGCGACCAUCUUUUCGCAGGAUGCUUUUGGGAGCAUGCACAGUUUGAAUGCCAGUAAGCUGGAGAUGGAGAGGUCGCGCGAAUCAUUCAUCAUGUUUUUGAAUGCCUUCAGCGCGCACCCAACGGUACCAAAGACGUUUCAGAUUCCAGCAGCCAAAGGCAUCAGGAAACAGCUUUCGCAAAGUUUGGAGGCUUUUCUGCCCUCGAUCAUGCAGGUCAAUCCCUCGAUUGCUAGCCAACUCGACAUGUUCCGAGCACAGAGUCUCGCGACGCACGAUUCGACCGAAAAGAAGGACCCGGCCGUUUCAGACAUGAACAGCUACAUGGACAACGUGAUGGGCUUGGAAAGCUUUCAGGUCCCCGAAGUUCCCAUCGCCAACACCCGAGCUGGGUUAUAUAUCUAUCUGAGCGCUGCACUCGUUGGGCGCCCCAUGAUUGAUGAUGCGGCGCUCUUCACAUAUCUACACAACAGAUAUAGGGGUGAUGUUCAGCAAGCAGCCGUCCAGUUGAUCGUGGCCUCAUUUGACGUCUUGGCGAACGCCGUCUUUCGCAACGAGGGGGCCAAAGCCGGGCAUUUGCUCAAGUCUUUUGUGGUCAACAAGGUGCCACUGGUUUUGGUUUCUCUUGCGCAAUCCUUGCCAUUAUACACGUUCAAUCCCGAGAUUUGCAUCACCGAGGCGUUGGGUCAGGUGGAUACAAACAUCUUCCCGACCUUUUCGGGCAUGUUUGACAUGUCCUCCAACACCGGGUCGUCGUUUCAGGACUCGGUACGACAAGACUUUUGCUUUGCCUGCCAGCUUCACGGGUUGUUGUCCCAGACGGCUAUAGAGAACCUUUUGGGAGACAUUACCUACCAGACGCUGCCGGACGAAGGGCGUUAUGUCAAGGAUAUUCUGGUCCAGUCGUGCCUGCAGGACUCGGACAGGACGCAAAAGCUGAUUGGGGAGUUGGAUAACAUGAAUGGGAACGUGGGGGCGGCUGCGCAGGCGGUGGUGGAGGUGAUUGGCAGUCUCUGUAGAAACACGGAGACGAUGGUUUUGAAGCAGUUGUGCGGCCAGUUGGCGAGCAAGCCGCUGUCGUUGGAUAUCCUGCUGCUCUUCAGUCCGGCGCAAAAGAUUUUGCACCCGCUGCGGGAGCUGAUUGAUCAUUGGGGGGGGUAUGAUGAGGAGCAGGGGGAGUACCAGCCGGUGUACGAAGAGUUUGGGUCGGUGUUGCUGCUGCUGAUGGCGUUUGUGUAUCGGUACAACCUCUCGCCGGCGGACUUGGGGGUGAGGUCGCUGGAUUCGUUUGUUGGGAAGCUGAUUGGGGGAGGGCAUGCUGUGAGGCUGCUUUCGGAUCUCAGUCCGCAGGAGCAUUCGCACCUCAAUGGGUGGAUACAGGGGCUGUUUGCGGAGGGGGGGUUGGGGGAUGAGUUGAUGGCUUCGUGUCCUCCGCAGGAUUUCUACUUGCUCAUGCCGGUGCUUUUCGGGCAGAUUUCGGCGGCCUUGAGCGCGGGGUUCUUGAAUGAGGAGACGCUCAAGAGUGGGCUUGAAUGUGAGUUUCAUUUUCGGUCCGGAAUAUGGAUGAUACUGACUUCGGCAGAUUUGGUCGAGGUCUUUUUGUUGCCCUCGCUGGUUCCAGCCAUUUUAUAUCUGUCCAACCAGCUCUGGGCGGAGGGCCCAGAAGGGCAGAGGUCCAUCAUCAAGAUUCUCCAGCUGCUCAUCCGGCCAAAUUCCAUCUCCAACGAGGCGUCGGCGAUGUUUCAGUCAGUCCUCAACAUUGUCGCCAAACCAUUGGAGCACGCCCUACGAUCAUAUCAACGCUCGGACCCCAAAUCUCAAGAGGUUGAGCCGCUGCUGAGAGCCAUCAAGGAGAACCUCACGGUCUCGAGGCGGACGGGCGGGGCUGACCAUGCCGAGCUUGAGUCGUGGACGACGACGCAUGGUAACCACACGCCUGGGAGUCACCCGAAUGCGACUUCAUUACCGGGUGGUCUAGCAGCAACAAAUCGACCACCACAGGCGCAGCGCCCGGAUGGGGGGAUCUCGGCUGCGGUGAGGCACACUGUUCAGAGCCUGGCGAAUUGGGUCCAGCAAGCGCCGCUGGGGGGGAAUACCACGCCGACGGCCUACACCCACCGCCAGAUGCUUGCUGCGCUCAAGCUGCUCGGGGCAAGGCAGCUUUUGACUGUGCUGCUGGAUGAGCUGAAGACGUUGACGGAGUCGGGGCAGGGGAGCGUGGCGUAUGAUGUGGUUUGUUCGCUUGUCUGCGCGCCGGAUGUGACGAACGAUACCUCGUUGGCUUCGUCUGACACGCCUAACGAUGGGACAGCGGGCGGGGCAGGUGCCUUUGCGGCUGCUCCACCGCCGCCGGUUCAGAGGAGGUUGACGCUGAGGGAGGUGCUCAAGCAUGAGGCGGAUGACUGGAAAAGGAUUCAGAAGCAGGACCCGGUCAUGGCGGAGACGGUGGUGAGGUUGUAUAGACAGGUUGAGGGGCAGAUGGAGAUGCCGCAGACUGCGGUGGCGGGGCUGUUGGGGCAGCAGGAUAUGGUUUCGGGGUUGGGGGUUGUGGGGGGAUGUGAUGGGGAUGCUAUGGCUGCUGCUGCUGCUGCAGUUCAAGGAGUUGGGGAUGGGGUCAGUGUUGUUGAGGGGAUGAGUAUCGAUACGAGUGGGUUAGGGGGUGGAUAAUAAUCAUGAUGGGGGGUUGAUUUGGGGGAGCGCGGGGGAGUGCGAUUGGGGGAGGAGGAGGAGGGGGAUUUGGAUGGGGAUAAUAUCUUUGGGGGUUGCCAACGUUGGUGGGGGGAUUUUGAUGGGGGUUUGGGGGUGGGGGGAUAUGGAUUUGACUUGAGGGUUAUGUCAGAGGAUGGAAGGGGAGUUUAAUAAGGAAUUACCUCAGACAAGGGAACUAUUUGGGGCCGAUGUGUUGCUCUCACAAAUGUUGCUUUGCUGGCUGGCACGGAGUCUGGAUUUGAGGCGAGGUCAGCGAAUGUGUACUUUUGUGUCGUGUUUUUUUUUUUUUCCUUUUUUUUGGAUUAUGGAUGGUGGUAUGGGAAAUGGGUUGAGGGAUGUCUUGGGGUUGUUGCAUGUGUGUGUGUGUGUAUGUGUGACGGUUAUGGGGACUGUUGGAUUUGAUGAGCCUCAUCAUGGUGGUGCCAAUAUUUUACACAUAUCCCCAACCCACUGAAGACACCCAUCUAACGGGAUGAAGACGAGAGUUGUCUGCCUUGCCUGGUGAUACAAAUGCAAUGCAUGUCUCAAAAGCCAUCAGUUCGAGAUCAACAAUGCUAUUCGUACGAGAAACAAAAACACUGCCCGCUCCCGCACCUGCU
Podospora bellae-mahoneyi is the source of this 4195-nucleotide messenger RNA. It is a transcript of the gene NUT1, whose product is annotated as mediator complex subunit. NCBI's taxonomy places the organism in Eukaryota, Fungi, Ascomycota, Sordariomycetes, Sordariales, Podosporaceae. The transcript has 3 exons. Gene Ontology annotation, biological process: regulation of transcription by RNA polymerase II. Gene Ontology annotation, molecular function: transcription coregulator activity. Gene Ontology annotation, cellular component: mediator complex. The record is from RefSeq and is a predicted model, not a curated record. The coding region runs from base 33 to 3554 and encodes 1173 amino acids.